This is a messenger RNA of Cyclocybe aegerita, 1200 nucleotides long. NCBI's taxonomy places the organism in Eukaryota, Fungi, Basidiomycota, Agaricomycetes, Agaricales, Hemipholiotaceae. The record is from the annotation of a GenBank genome assembly.
UAUGGACGCACAACCUUCGACAUCAUCUGGCGCGAUGGACCAGCGUAGAAAGGAUGCACUCAAAGCAUAUCGCGAGAAAAUGCGCGCUCACGAGAAGAGUAGUGAGGGCUUGAAGAAUGUAAGGUUCUCUUUAAAGGAUUUGGAAAAGGCCUAUAAGAAGACCGAGGACGAUAUCAAGGCGGUUCAGUCCGUCGGUCAAAUCAUUGGUGAAGUUAUGAAGCAACUCGAUUCCGAUCGCGUCAUCGUAAAGGCUUCCUCUGGCCCACGCUAUGUUGUGUCCUAUCGGCCCACUCUCCCAGUCGCGAAGCUCAAAACUGGAACGCGUGUUUCCCUCGACAUGACGACAUUAACCAUUAUGCGAAUCCUACCCCGUGAAGUUGACCCGCUUGUUUACAAGAUGAGCUUGGAGGAUCCAGGAGGUGCUUCUUUUGCUGGAAUCGGCGGACUGGGCGGGCAAGUACGGGAGCUCCGCGAGAUUAUCGAACUACCCUUGAUGAACCCUGAACUCUUCCAGCGGGUAGGUAUCAAGCCACCGAAAGGAGUUCUUCUGUAUGGUCCUCCAGGAACAGGCAAAACCCUCCUUGCGCGAGCUGUUGCCGCAACUCUUCAAACGAAUUUCCUCAAAGUCGUUUCGUCUGCCAUCGUCGACAAGUACAUAGGAGAGAGCGCUCGUGUUGUACGAGAGAUGUUCGGUUACGCCCGUGACCAUGAACCGUGCGUUAUUUUCAUGGAUGAAAUCGACGCCAUAGGCGGUCGUCGGUUCUCAGAGGGUACCAGUGCGGACCGUGAAAUUCAGCGCACGCUGAUGGAGCUUCUGAACCAAAUGGAUGGCUUCGAUUCUUUAGGAAAGACCAAACUCAUCAUGGCCACGAAUCGACCUGAUACUUUGGAUCCCGCUCUUCUUCGUCCUGGUCGGUUAGACAGGAAGAUUGAAGUGCCCCUUCCCAACGAACAAGCACGGCUAGAAAUCUUGAAGAUCCACGCUGCUCCAGUCAACAAAGGUGGAGAGAUCGACUACGAGGCCAUUGUGAAGCUUUCUGAUAGUUUCAACGGUGCUGACUUGCGGAAUGUUGUCACGGAGGCCGGCAUGUUUGCGAUUCGGGAUGAUCGCGAGUACAUCAAUCAGGAGGACCUGACAAAAGCUGCUCGCAAGGUCGGAGAGGCGAAGAAGCACGAAGCCAAGAUGGAAUACUCGACAUA